Molecule: messenger RNA, 400 nt
Organism: Leguminivora glycinivorella
Lineage: Eukaryota; Metazoa; Arthropoda; Insecta; Lepidoptera; Tortricidae
Exons: 3
Coding region: 14-400 (128 amino acids)
Molecular function (GO): odorant binding
Source: RefSeq, a predicted model, not a curated record
CAUAAUAAUUAAUAUGAUUAAAAUGGAUAAAGUUUCGGUACUAUUUUGCUCCUUGUAUGUUCUAGUGUUGACGCCAUAUUCUAUGGCUAUGACAGCGGACCAGAAGGAUAUGGUAAAUCAUCAUUUACAUGAAAUAAGCAAGAAGUGUAUGAAAGACAACCCUAUAACAGUAGAGGACAUGACCGCGUUCAAAAGUGAGAAAAUGCCUACUGGGCCUAAUGUGGCUUGUUUCUUAGCCUGCACAUACAAAUCUUCCGGUGUUAUGGACAGCAACGGUAUGCUCAAGGAGGAAACAAUGCGUGAAAUGUCAAAGUCUGUGUUACACGAUCCUGAGGAAUUGAAGCACAUGGAGGGCUUCCUGCGUUCCUGUUCUCACAGUCAGUAUAUCCAUAAGUUAUAA